Messenger RNA from Selaginella moellendorffii, 402 nucleotides. RefSeq lists its product as uncharacterized. Bases 1 to 402 code for a protein of 133 amino acids. The transcript has 2 exons. The record is from RefSeq and is a predicted model, not a curated record. Lineage: Eukaryota; Viridiplantae; Streptophyta; Lycopodiopsida; Selaginellales; Selaginellaceae.
AUGAAUCGCGAUCUCCACGCAGGGCAAAUUCUCUGGCGCCACAUCGUAUGGCGCACCAGGGAAUCCAAGGUGUUCUUCGCCGGCUUCAUGGGAGCGUGCCUCGUGGUGCCGUGGGUGGUGGCCGAGGGAUUCAUCUGGGCGUCGCGGCGCAAUGAGGAGAAGCUCAACAAGGAGCUUGGCCAGAGGCCCAUGGGCGUGUCAUCGGAGCUUCUGGACGAUGUGAAGAACAAGCGCGAUAUCAACGAUCGCUACGCCGCGGCGCUGCGUGGCCAGAUCAUGACAGGGCCUCCGGAAGCUCGAGUUCUUCACAAGGGAGGCGGCACGACUUUGCCACCGAUUCCAGCUCCAAGCCCAGUCCAGGCAGCGUCUAGCAAGCCACAGCCAGCAACACAGACGGCUUGA